Enhydra lutris kenyoni (northern sea otter) is the source of this 863-nucleotide messenger RNA. Its product is annotated as C-C motif chemokine 2. Gene Ontology annotation, molecular function: CCR chemokine receptor binding; chemokine activity. Bases 103 to 408 code for a protein of 101 amino acids. The transcript has 3 exons. Lineage: Eukaryota; Metazoa; Chordata; Mammalia; Carnivora; Mustelidae. Gene Ontology annotation, cellular component: extracellular region. The record is from RefSeq and is a predicted model, not a curated record. Gene Ontology annotation, biological process: chemokine-mediated signaling pathway; lymphocyte chemotaxis; cellular response to tumor necrosis factor.
AAAAGGCGGGCAGAGCAGCCCCAGGAGCCAGAGGAGCAGAGGGGCUGAGAUCAACCCAGAAAACUCCAGCUCUCACGCCCAAGCUCCCUGCUCCCCGCCGACAUGAAGGUCUCCGCCACACUUCUCUGCCUGCUGCUCACGGCUGCCGCCUUCAGCAUCCAGGUGCUCGCCCAGCCAGAUGCAAUUAAUUCUCCAGUCACCUGCUGCUAUACAUUCACCAAUAAGAAGAUCUCAGUGCAGAGGCUGGCGAGCUAUAAGAGAGUCACCAGCAGCAAGUGUCCCAAAGAAGCUGUGAUCCUCAAGACAUUCCUUAACAAGGAGAUCUGCGCUGACCCCAGUCAGAAGUGGGUCCGGGAUUCCAUGGCACACCUGGACAAGAAAACCCAGACCCAAACAGCAAAGCCAUGAAUACUCACUCUGAAAACCGAAGAAUCUGAAACUAAUUUAUUUUCUUCUAACUUACCCUAAAUGCCCUGUGAUAUUUUAUUAUAAUUGCAAAGGGUAUGAACUGUAUUGAUAUGCACACGAUGCCUUAAGUAAUGUUAAUCUUAUUUAAGUUAUUGAUGUUUUAAUUUUAUCUCCCAUGAAUACUAGUGUGUGUGUUUUUUUUUUUUUUUUUUUUAAUAUGGAGACUUGGAAACAAACUACUUUCUUCUGGGGGCCCCAGUUCCAACCCCUGGGCUGGUGUGAAGAUCCUUGCAGGGAUCAUUAAGGCAAGACUACGUUUUAAAUUCCAAAGAUUGCUUACAAUGGUAUUGUGGAAAUGUAUAUUCUGUAACUAUUGAUCAAUAUACACAUAUAUAUAUAUUUUUGUACAAAAUCUGACUUCUGGUGUUUUCUUGAAGGAAAUUAAAAAGCUGAGC